AUGAUGCUGCCCACUGUCCCCAACGAUGAGCUAGACCCCAAUUACAUCGCCGGGCAUCUCGGAGAGGCCAUCUCCUGCGUCGUACCUGAUUUGGAAGCUUUCCCGCGCCCUGUCCCGCCCCCAACAACAACAAGCACCCCAUUCAAUGUCCCCGAGCAUUGUUUGGUCAUUGUUUACUGCCCCCACAGCCUCGGCAGACAGUCCCGAGCCCCGGCAAACCCAGCAGCACAUAGAAAAAGGCCUGGCUGCCUACUGGCAGCUAUGAUUUAUGAACGAGAAUUGCCAAUCACUGACCGCCUCCUAGCUGCUCUUGACGCAAAUUCUGUGGAACAACCUGCAUUAGACAAGCCAAUGCCACGUUUGCUGACCUACAAAACCUUGGCUUCAACACAGCCCUACGACCAUUCCUCACCCCAGAACGACCACCCGCACCCAACCGCUCUGACCUCGGACACCUUUGAGGUGUCUCUCCAGUCGAAUUCCCUGAAGGCUCAGGAGUCUUCAUGUACCCUCAGCCGCUUUUACAAUCUGUACAGUGACGAACCGAAUAUCCCCCUUCUCUUACCCAACAACAGCGAGAAAGAACCCAACAAGAACGAGAACAAGGACCACAGCAACAACAAAUGCACCCCGCACCUCCACCAUACCAAUGAAGGUCGACACCGUAUCCAUCGCCAUCGGCUGUGGCAUCAACUUCCACUGGAAGAGUCCACAAAGUCAACCACACCAGAUGCCUCUGAUGCGACCAUUGCAGACAACCCAGCCAUGUCCUCGUUAAUUGCUAUCACUAUACCUGCCCUCAUUCUGUCUGCAAAUCCCCAUCCCGUUCCUGUCUGUUGA
Messenger RNA from Cyclocybe aegerita, 840 nucleotides. The record is from the annotation of a GenBank genome assembly. NCBI's taxonomy places the organism in Eukaryota, Fungi, Basidiomycota, Agaricomycetes, Agaricales, Hemipholiotaceae.